AUGGCAUUAAAAUAUUUUAAUUAUGAUGUUAUACAUUUAGUAUUAUCAUUCCUAUAUUUCCUUGUAUCUAUAUUUUGUGUAUUUAGUUUUAUAAAAAGACCUAAAAAACAACAAAAUACACAGCAAUUCAUUUUUUAUCCUCUACUCUUUUUAGGGGUUAUAGUUAGAUCAGUAUUUAUGUUUUUACAACCAUUUGUUAGAGAAAAGUCAAUAGUUAUACCAAACCAAGCUAAUGUAUUAUUGAAUACAUUACCAUCAUUUACAUUUUUUUCAACAUAUUUAAUAGUAUUAUUUAUAUGGGUAGAGAUUUAUAUGAUCUCAUAUGGUUCAAUGAUGAGAUCAAUAAAGAGUUUACCAAUCAUUUUCAAUAUAUCCACAUGUAUUAUGUAUAUUGUAUUGAUAAUUUUGUAUAUAUUGGAUUUUACAUUGUAUAAAUUGGACUACAGUACAGUCUCAACCUUUACAACAUUACCAGAGAUAAUCAUUGGUUAUUAUGAUGUUGGUUGCUUUAUUUUAGCAAGUUUUUUAUUUUUAUUUUUUGGUAUUAGUUUAGUAGUAAAAUUUAGACAUCAACAAAAGAAUUUUGCUGAAGAUAAAAGAAAAGUAAUCUUACGAAGAAUCACUUUUUUAACUGGUUUAAUUUGUUGUUGUUUCCUUUUACGUGCUGCUAUAACUUGUUUUGCUCUUAUUGAUUUACAUUUAAUUUCUGGGUAUUGGUGGUGGUUUGAUGGAGCUUAUUUUACAGUUUUAGAGAUUGUACCAUUAUCGAUUAUGCUUUAUUUACUUCAAAUGGAUAGAAAUAAAACUAGAAUACCAUCGGAAUAUAACGAAAAAACUUCUUUAAUUAAUUCAAACUCUGCAUAA
Dictyostelium discoideum AX4 is the source of this 864-nucleotide messenger RNA. RefSeq lists its product as hypothetical. The record is from RefSeq and is a predicted model, not a curated record. Bases 1 to 864 code for a protein of 287 amino acids. The transcript is spliced from 3 exons. Gene Ontology annotation, cellular component: endomembrane system. Lineage: Eukaryota; Evosea; Eumycetozoa; Dictyosteliales; Dictyosteliaceae.